CCCCAGCUAUCUGCAGUCCACAUCACAGAUUGCAACGAGACCACCGUGCAGCAUCUGACUAAUGCCAUCAUCCGCCCUCCUCCACAUAGCAGGGGACCCUCAGCUAAGGAAUCAGCCGGCUAAUUGAAUCAUAUCUUGAAUGGACUUUUAUUGGAGCGUUGGGGUGGUAGAGAGACCCCCGAUCGCAGAAUCCAUCGGCUCUUGUUUACCAGCCUCGUUCUCCUGUGUGUCGUUGGGUGGGGGGGGGACGAAAGCUGCAUGUGUCCUGCAAUGCAGGCAACAAAGAACUGCCAGUUUCAUUCCUUCGCUGGCAAUUAAUUCUUCCUGAGCAGAUUGGAUCUUUAUCGGACUAAUUGCUUUCCUCCGAGGUCGCUCGGACUCCUCCCAGUCCUCGAUUUUCCGGUGAACAUCUCCGUCAGCAUGGGCACGGUCCUCUCCCUGUCUCCGGGCUCCCGGAAAGCCAGCCUUUACGACGAUGGCUCCGGCUCCUUGGCGCAUUACAACAGUGUCAGCAAGGGCAGCGGGCAGAAGCCCGAAAAGACUUUAAAGAGACACUCUAUGUUUAUCCCCGCACUAACCUGGAAAAGGCUGGUGGCUUCCACCAAAAAGAGGACCUCGAGGAAGGGAACAGUCAACAGCAAUUACCAGAAGGACGUUGCCCAUUUGAACCAGGAGAAUGUGAAGAAAUCCCUAUCCUGUGCCAAUCUCGCCAGCUAUGACAGCCAGCCUCUGGCCCCGCUCACGUCCAAGCAGAUAUCCUCCAUCAAGAAUGUCUCCAGCACAACUGGUGGUGGCUCUCCAAAGAGGGUUAUAGUCCAAGCCUCCACUGGCGAACUACUCAAAUGCCUUGGGGAAUUCCUCUGUAGGAGGUGUUACCGGCUGAAACAUUUGUCACCAACAGACCCAAUUCUAUGGCUGCGUAGUGUGGACCGCUCUUUACUUCUUCAGGGUUGGCAAGACCAGGCCUUCGUCACUCCCGCCAAUGUGGUAUUUGUCUACUUGCUCUGCAGGGAUGUCAUCGACGGGGACUCUGUGGCCACUGAACAUGACUUGCAAGCCACUCUGCUGACCUGCCUGUAUCUCUCCUACUCCUACAUGGGCAAUGAGAUCUCCUACCCUCUCAAGCCUUUCCUGGUGGAAACUGGCAAAGAUGCCUUCUGGGACCGAUGUCUUUGCAUCAUCAAUGCCAUGAGUGCCAAGAUGUUGAGAAUCAACGCCGACCCACACUACUUCACCCAGGUGUUCGCUGACCUAAAAAAUGAGGGCAACCGCGAUGAGUUUUCCAGAGUAUUAGACCGGUGACUGUCCAUGGAGAGAGACCAGGUCCAGCUCUUUCACAGCACUUGAAGGCCAGAUCCUGCACCUAAUGUUGCUGGCCAACUUUGAUCCAGUAGCCAACAAAAUGGGACCACAUUCAACCUUUUGUGCAUUGCCUACGUUGAGCAGUGGUGGAAGUUUGAGGCCUCUUGGCCACCAUCCAACGUGCAUCUUUUUUUUUUUUGAGGCCAAAAAUCUGAAAAGUGACUGAUGGAUUUUUGCCGUUGAUUGUUAAAAAAAA
Messenger RNA from Nanorana parkeri, 1558 nucleotides. Its product is annotated as cyclin-dependent kinase 5 activator 1-like. Gene Ontology annotation, cellular component: protein kinase 5 complex; cytoplasm. The coding region runs from base 421 to 1302 and encodes 293 amino acids. Gene Ontology annotation, biological process: activation of protein kinase activity; brain development; positive regulation of cyclin-dependent protein serine/threonine kinase activity. Gene Ontology annotation, molecular function: cyclin-dependent protein serine/threonine kinase activator activity; protein kinase binding. The transcript is spliced from 2 exons. The record is from RefSeq and is a predicted model, not a curated record. Lineage: Eukaryota; Metazoa; Chordata; Amphibia; Anura; Dicroglossidae.